Molecule: messenger RNA, 1551 nt
Organism: Clonostachys solani
Lineage: Eukaryota; Fungi; Ascomycota; Sordariomycetes; Hypocreales; Bionectriaceae
Source: the annotation of a GenBank genome assembly
AUGACAAUUGACGAAAGCACCCCGUUGCUCCAAGAGCAUCUGAGAACGGAGAAGGCGCCACGAUUCUCUGCCGCCAACCGCAUCCUGGUGGCUGGCUUCCUGAUUUCUGUUGCCCUUAGUUUUACGCAGGUACCAAUUCUUUACGUCUUUCGACGGAUGGAAUGUGAAGAGUUCUAUAAGCACCAUAUUUUCGAUAAUACACCCGAUCGAUGUAAACGCGCAGAGAUAGACUCUGGAACGGCCGCUCAGGUUUCCAUUCUUGGCCUUUCUACUACCUUCUGCGGGGUCCUCAACCUCUUCUUCGCAGGGUGGCAGAUUGGAAGAUGGGGACCUAGAAGAGCAUUGGUCUUACAAACAGCUUUUCCCGCCCUGAGAGUCGCUAUUCAAGUUGUUGGGGUAACUGUUGGUGCGAGAGAAGGCAUCGUCAUUGUUCAAUCAAGUCAAAUAGUCAGUCUGAUUGGUGGCAUGUCGGGAUAUCUACUUGUGCUCAACACUGCAGCUGGUGAGGUCGUCGAGCCCUCAGAACGCACUGCAAUGUUUGGAAUGCUACAAGGGAGUGUCAUGCUUGGAACGGCCGUCGGGUAUCUCCUGGGCGGGAUAAUUGGCGAUGCUUACGGAAUUCGUCGGCCCUUCGAGAUUGCAACCGUUAUAUUCUCUCUAUCAAGCGUCUACUCGAUGUUUUUCAUCCCAUAUAUUGACCCUAAGAGCCUUCAUGAAGGUGCAAAGGAAACGAAGCAACCUCGAUGGAGCAAGUUCUUGGGUGGUGUCAGAGUACUCUGCCCAAAGAGGCUACGUCUAGGUAACGGCAGAGCCAUGACCCAUUACGGGAUAACAUUCCUUGCUCUGGGUGUGUUUAUGGGUGUAUUAGCCACUGGCUACGCACCAAUGCUUAUUCAAAUGUACGCCACUGCCGCCUUCAAUUUCCUCCCGAGCGAAAACGGAUAUUUGAUGGCUACCAACUCUCUCAUCCGGGGCUUUUUUCUACUGGUUCUUUUCCCGAAAACAAUAACUGCAGGCAGGGCCUGGUUUUCAUCUAAGCAAGACGGCCACAUAGAGGCGGUAGAUCCAGUCCGGGAAAGCAGUGAUGAUAUGGUUGGGCCCGAGGAACAAGCACGCGCCUCUCUGAAUUCCUGCAGCCAAAGCGGCCGGGAAUUUGAUCUUUUUUUCCUUCGAUGGAGUCUGGUGUUUGAUGGGCUGGUCACAGCUUCCACGGCAUUUGCGACCGAAGGGUGGCACAUUUAUCUCGCCGGCUUCCUACUCCCUUUGGCAUCUGGCUCAGCACCUACGAGUAAGGGUGUUGUCACUGAAAUGUGUCUUCCAUCUGAACGCGCAGAGGCGCUGCAAGCAAUGACCCUUGUCGAAAAUGUGGCCAUGUUGUCGACUUUGGGGCUGUUCGGCUUCAUCUUUUCAUCCUUCUCCAUGGUCGGUAAAACAUACCUGACAUUCUAUUGUAACGCGGCUGUUGCUCUGGCUGCUGUCGCCGUGUUGCUAUUUUCACACUUCCCUCCUCCUGGAAGCAAGUUGGAGGUUACAGACGAGAGCGAGGAAUAG